Molecule: messenger RNA, 1725 nt
Organism: Cydia fagiglandana
Lineage: Eukaryota; Metazoa; Arthropoda; Insecta; Lepidoptera; Tortricidae
Gene: Scp2
Product: calexcitin-1-like
Exons: 6
Coding region: 82-636 (184 amino acids)
Molecular function (GO): calcium ion binding
Source: RefSeq, a predicted model, not a curated record
ACGUUCAGUCGGAUACGGACCGCCGCGCGGCACUUGACGUUACGCUACCACUGCUCCCGCACGCUACAAAAAAAAGAUAAAAUGUCCAUCUCCGAAUUCAGGCGGAAGAAACUUCUCUACGUUUUUAAUGUCUUCUUUGAUGUCAAUCAAAGUGGCACGAUAGAAAGGAAAGACUUUGAGCUGGCUAUAGAGAAAAUCUGCAGCCUCCGAGGAUGGAAGCCUGGAGACCCGAAGCACACGGAGACGCACGAAACCAUGAUCAAGAUUUGGGACGGGCUCAGGAAGAGGGCUGAUUCCAACAGGGAUGGACAGGUCUCCGUUGAAGAGUGGGUAUCCAUGUGGAACGACUACGCCCAGAAUCCGGCCUCGGCCCUAAAAUGGCAACAGUUGUACAGCCAGUUCAUGUUCCAACUCGAAGAUGCCAGUGCAGAUGGCUCCAUAGACUGUGACGAGUUCACUACGGUUUGCUCCUCCUACGGCAUUGAUCCUCAGGAGUGCAAGGUGGCGUUCAGUAAGAUGGCUAAGGGCAAGCCCAACGUGUACUGGGAGGAGUUCCAAGAGCUGUGGAAAGAGUACUUCUCCACCGAAGACCCGACUGCCGCCGGGAACUUCAUAUUCGGCAGGACCAGCUUCUAAGCCAGCUUAGCCUGUCUGCGGAACGCCCGUAUGAAACAUUCCACUAUUGAGUGUAAGAUCUCGUGCACAUUGGCGGUUAUUCGUCCAGCUUUAUUUAUACUGCGCAUCUUUAUUAUGCACUUAUCUGCCGAAGGAUGCCAAAUAGGGUGUCUGGAAAGGCAAUCUUGGUCUUUCAUAUUAAGCGGUUCAAACGCCGCCUGCAAACUGUCCAAUCGUCAUCGCCUAGGCGAUUAACCGCUAAUGCGUACGAGCGCUAAUGUGACACUUGAAAAACUGUCAAACUGCUGAGUCACACCAAACCAGCGGUUUAACAGCUGCGCUUCACCUGUUGCAAAGUGUCUCUUGUCUAAUAUAAAUACAGUUAAAUGUGUCUGUGUUCAAAGCAUAGAAUAAUUCCUGAUCUUUCUCUCUUAGUGGAUCAAUGCGUGAUUUCGAAACUAUGAAUAGUAUUGAAUUUUAAAAAUGCUCAAAACUUUAAGCAUUUUAAUAGUCAUUUUCAAAUCCUUAGGAUUUAUCUUAUGACAACGAAAUGAUUCACUUAUCUCAUAUAGCAUAUCUUGUAGUUCAUAUCUAAAACUAAUUCUAACACCUACUGUUAUGCAAUAUGUUACCCGAAUUAUGGAUAUUGAAAAGCUUUUAAUAGUUACUUUCAACUUUAAUCUGCUUCGUAUCUCCAUUAAUCGAUAUAAGAAACUUUUUAAACUAUGUAAAAUCAAAUACUUAUAGUGUUUUAUUCUAUUUGUCAUACGAAUGAAUAAGGAAUGAUUUAAAAUCUAUGAAUAUACAAGAGAAAAUAUUUAUUAAAUGGUUAUUGUAUUUAUAAAUUCAAUUUAUGGUAGUGGUGAGUGUGAGAAUGUUGCAAGUCUACGUUUAACCCAGUGAUUAUAAAAACGCGCGUUUCAAACGCUCGUCUGUUUUCUUCACGCUGUUCUAGUCAUUUGAAAGUUAUAUUUAUAAAUGAAAUUCUAUUUAUAUUGUGUUAUUGAAUGUGCAAUUUUAUCAUAGAUAUGAGUUUGUAAUACUCUAAAUACCCCGAUAUGUCCUGAGUCGCCAAGCAUAGAGAUUCGAAUAAAUGUAUGUAUUUAAUAA